Molecule: messenger RNA, 1918 nt
Organism: Callorhinchus milii (elephant shark)
Lineage: Eukaryota; Metazoa; Chordata; Chondrichthyes; Chimaeriformes; Callorhinchidae
Product: probable RNA-binding protein 46
Exons: 5
Coding region: 144-1760 (538 amino acids)
Cellular component (GO): nucleus
Molecular function (GO): mRNA binding
Source: RefSeq, a predicted model, not a curated record
GGUGGGGAGGGAGGGAGGAGGCGGGGGUGGGGGGAAGGUCACCGACGCGACGAUACAUAGGAGACGGCGGCCGCGCAGAGAGAGAGAGAGAGAGACGGUGCAGACGCUGAGGGAGCAGAAAGAUUUGAGUACUCCCUGUGAUCAUGACAGCAGAAAACCUAGACGUGACAAAUGGGUCCAAUAAACUUGGAUCAGCGAACCAGAAUGAAGCAGCAUUGCUUGCUCUGAUGGACCAGACUGGCUACACCAUGAUACAAGAAAACGGACAAAGAAAGUUUGGUGGACCACCACCAGGUUGGGAAAGUCCACCUCCACCUCGUGGAUGUGAAGUAUUUGUAGGAAAGAUUCCACGUGACAUGUAUGAAGAUGAAUUAGUACCUGUUUUCCAGAGAGCAGGAAAAAUUUAUGAAUUCAGGCUGAUGAUGGAAUUCAGUGGUGAGAAUCGAGGCUAUGCUUUUGUAAUGUAUACUACAAGAGAAGAAGCUCAGAAUGCUAUCAAAAUGCUGAACAAUUAUGAAAUUCGACCUGGAAAAUUUAUUGGUGUCUGUGUUAGCUUGGAUAACUGCCGACUCUUCAUUGGUGCAAUUCCAAAAGAAAAGAAAAAAGAAGAAAUCCUUGAAGAAAUGAGGAAUGUAACGGAAGGGGUUGUAGAUGUCAUUGUUUACCCAAGUGCUACUGACAAAACAAAGAAUCGUGGAUUUGCCUUUGUAGAAUAUGAAUCUCACAGAGCUGCUGCCAUGGCUAGAAGAAAGCUUAUCCCAGGAACGUUUCAGUUGUGGGGCCAUACUAUUCAGGUGGAUUGGGCAGAUCCAGAGAAAGAAGUCGAUGAAGAAACUAUGCAAAAGGUUAAGGUAUUGUACGUGCGAAACCUGAUGAUACUGACAACAGAGGAGACUAUCAAGAUGGAGUUUAACAAAAUCAAACCUGGAGCAGUUGAACGUGUAAAAAAACUCAGAGACUAUGCAUUUGUACACUUCUUUGACAGGGAUGAUGCAGUUACUGCUAUGAAUAUGAUGAAUGAUAAGUGUAUAGAUGGUGCUAGCAUUGAGGUCACCCUUGCAAAGCCAGUUAAUAAAGAUGGCUCUUGGAAAUACACUCAAGGUAGUCAAUUUAAUCUUAAUUGUGAAAGUCAACGACUGACGUUUACAAACAAAGAGGAUGGAGGACAAAAAACCCCAGGAAGAUCGCCAAGUUUACCAGCACGUCUGAAUGGUCAUCACAGCCCAUGCUCACCUGAACUGGAGAGGUGCACUUAUCCUCUUUUCCCAGGAAUAAAGCUUACACCUUUAAGUAUAUAUGCAUUAAAGCCUUGUCAUUUUCAGUCCUCUGUCACACAUUUGGAUUAUUACUGCAACAAAAAUAAUUGGGCACCGCCUGAAUACUACCUCUACUCCACUACUAGUCAAGAUGGGAAGCAGCUGCUUGUUUACAAAGUGGUUAUUCCAUCCCUUGCAAACAGUUCGCAAGGUACACUAAGCCGUUUCAUGCCUGACAAGCUCUGCACGAUGCUGGAGGAUGCUAAGGAAUUGGCAGCACAGUAUGCAUUAACACAUUUAGACUACAGUUUGCGUCGGACCAAUUCUGUGAAUAGCCUUUCUCAAGUUGGUACAGCUCUUCCUGUUUCCGCAUCCAGCCUGCUUCAGUAUACAUCCAGGCCUUACUCGUAUCCUAGUUAUCCAUUGUCACCCACACUACCUCUUGGUAACAGCAAUCAUAUUGGACAGCGGUUGUAUGUCUCCAGCCACGGAUCUUUCUUCUAAAAAAGUAUUGUAGGUUGAAUAACAAAAUAUUGUAAAUGUUUUUUUUUCUUGGAGCACAGAUUGACAGGUUGACUUUCUCAAAAAAAUUUUGUUCGAUUGUUACACUGUAUGGAAUUUAUUGAAGCACAAAUGUGUAACCUCUUUCUGUGUAUUAAAGU